This is a messenger RNA of Zingiber officinale, 1287 nucleotides long. RefSeq names its product ethylene-responsive transcription factor CRF1-like. The transcript has a single exon. Gene Ontology annotation, molecular function: DNA-binding transcription factor activity; DNA binding. NCBI's taxonomy places the organism in Eukaryota, Viridiplantae, Streptophyta, Magnoliopsida, Zingiberales, Zingiberaceae. The coding region runs from base 332 to 1111 and encodes 259 amino acids. The record is from RefSeq and is a predicted model, not a curated record. Gene Ontology annotation, biological process: regulation of DNA-templated transcription.
ACCCCGGUCGCCAUCGGGUAAAAGGAAGAGCGAGAGCCUUUGUGCACUUUGUUCCUUCGUCUUUUCUCUCUGCUUUUAUUGGCAUAAAUUUCUGGACCUCCUCCGGGAGCAGAUAGCCGUUAGGCAGAACAGGGUCAUUCCAGGAGGAAGCUCUCACUGCAUCCAUCUUAUCUCUCUAGUUUGUCCUUUCUCCUUCUCUCUGCUUUCGUCUUGCUGCCGGGUUGGUGCUCUUGCUACUUGCAGGGGACGAACGAGAUCGCGACGACAAAUCGCUUCAAGGUUCCUCUAUUACGGGACCGACGGCGGAGAUAGGCCCCGAGGUUGACCGGCCAUGGGGAAAGCUCGCUCCUUGCGCAUCUUCUGGAACGACCCGGAUGCCACUGAUUGCUCCGGCGACGAUGAGGACCCCUGCUUUCUUCCGGGGCGCAGCGGGGUGCUGAGGGAUAUUGGACCGCUCCCUUGCUCCGAAGCGAGCAGGCUUCCGAACCGGGUCGGGUCCGCCGCCAGGCCGCGGAAGAAGGCGGCGGCGUCGUCGCCGGCAGGGAGCACUAAAUUCCGGGGCGUGCGGCGGCGUCCGUGGGGGAAGUAUGCGGCGGAGAUCCGCGACCCGUCGAGGGGCGUGCGCGUGUGGCUGGGCACCUUCGACACUGCUGAGGAGGCUGCGCUGGUGUACGACGCCGCCGCUAUCCAGCUACGCGGCCCUGGUGCUACCACCAAUUUCUCGACUUCCGCCGCCGCCGAGUCUCGGGAAAAUAACCCCACCUACGUGUCCGCCGUCUACGAGUCGGACUCCGAGACGCACACGCUCUCAUCUCCGACGUCCGUGCUCCAGGUUUUCUCCGCUGGAGCUGGGGCGGCGGAGGAAGGGUGGACGGAAGGCGGAAUAUGGCUGCCAGAAAGCACGGAGGAGCUGGUAUCCUUCGGAAUCAUGCCGUUAUGUAACGACAUGUGGGAUAUUGGGAUGCCGGAAUCGAUUUUCACAGACGAGGUGGCGGUGGGAUCGGCGUCGUCGUCGGAUUUGGGAUUGGGAUCGUCGACGUGGAAGGGAGACGAUUGGUUCGGAGAGAUCGGCGAUCUGUUCCCCAUCGAACCAAUCCCUGCUCUUCUUUAAUAACAGCUCGUCAUUCAGUAUGUACCAUAGCGGAUGUGAUUAAGACGUUGCGAAACCGGUUUAAAAUCUGUUACCAAAACGGUUUAAAACCGUAUCGGGGAAGCGUCUUUGUUUGCAAAUUUUGUGGAAGUUUUGGGCAUAUAUCGCUUAUAAACGCAGCUAAAUAUUUAUCAAAA